AGCAACAAGGACACACCAAAUUUAUACUCACCUGUACUACUACUGCCUCACAGUCCUCACUCAUUGAUCUUCCUUCUUUCUUAUGAGUUGUCUUCUUAAAUAAAAAGAAAAAAGAAAAAAGUAAAAGACAGAAGCUGUUUUAAGUUCAUGAGCUCGCUCUCAGAGAAAGCGAAGAAGAAUCUUUGAAAAAUAUCGAAAGGGUUAGAAGCCGUGAAGCAAAGCUCGCUCUCUCAUCUGAACCAGUAAUCAUGUACUCUUCCACCAAUAAUGACAUUAGUAGUAGUGGUACUGUAUUUCCUUUCCCACCUUUUAACUUUCCCUUUUCCUCCUCUUCUUCUUCUCAUAACAGCCACCACCCUCUUCUUCCUCAAGAAAAUACAGCCUGUGGAGGCAUUUUUGGCCUACACCGUGAUCAAUUUUCCCUAUUAAACAAUUGUUUGCUGUCACCCGGACCGGAAAGUACUAUGGUCAAUCUCGGAGGAGCUUCAUCAAACGCGAUCGUAUCAUCAUCUGGACACUACCAGCAGCAUUAUGGUUAUGGUAAUAAUAUUAAUCAUCCCUAUUUUGUUUCUAAGGAGGUGAGAGUACCGGUGGUUGCUCUGAAGAAAGACCGGCACAGCAAGAUCUUCACUUCUCAGGGCUUGAGGGAUCGGAGGGUAAGACUCUCCAUCAAUGUUGCCCGUGAGUUCUUCGAUCUCCAAGACUUGCUAGGGUUUGACAAAGCCAGCAAAACCUUAGAGUGGCUGCUCAGCAAUUCCAGAAAGGCCAUCAAGGACCUAGAAAAGAGCAAGUGCAAUAACAGUACUAGUAUAUCAUCUUCUAGUACUUCGGACUGUGAUGAUGUUUUGGACAUAAACAACGAGGCGUCCGAUGACAAGAGGAGGAAGAUGAAGGAGGCUGCUGCUAUAAUGGCCAGAGCAACGCGGGCAAAGGCUAGAGCAAGAGCAAGAGAAAGAACAAGAGAGAAGAUGUGCAGUACUAGUACGAGGAGCCAUCAGAUCUGUAGCCAGUUGAGCUUGUUCAAUGAGCUUGAACCUGCAGAUAUGAAUAAAGAACCGGGUAGUACACUCCUAUCUAAUUGUCAAGCUGAAUAUCAUGAAUCUGUUGCGCUCAAAAGAAAGCUGAAGGCGCCGUCAGUUUCCAAUUAUCAAGAUCGAAGCCUUGAAUUGAACCCCAAAAGCACGGAACCUAGUUCAAAUUGCUGCAGCCACAUUAAUAUCCAAUUUCCGAAUGCAAUAUCUCAUAAUUAUUGGGACAUCAGCGGCAGUGUCUUCACAUGCCCUAGCAUUUGUGCCAUUACCACCAACAAAAAUCUUAAUUCUACAGGGUCUUAAAUCUAUAGCAACAUCUGGGAGGGUAGCACAAAUCAAGGAUUACAAUGACCAUUUAAACCAAACAGAU
This is a messenger RNA of Rosa rugosa (rugosa rose), 1401 nucleotides long. Its product is annotated as transcription factor DICHOTOMA-like. Bases 249 to 1334 code for a protein of 361 amino acids. Gene Ontology annotation, biological process: regulation of secondary shoot formation. The transcript is spliced from 2 exons. The record is from RefSeq and is a predicted model, not a curated record. Gene Ontology annotation, cellular component: nucleus. Lineage: Eukaryota; Viridiplantae; Streptophyta; Magnoliopsida; Rosales; Rosaceae. Gene Ontology annotation, molecular function: DNA-binding transcription factor activity; sequence-specific DNA binding.